This is a messenger RNA of Pocillopora damicornis (cauliflower coral), 2130 nucleotides long. RefSeq names its product outer mitochondrial transmembrane helix translocase. Gene Ontology annotation, cellular component: mitochondrial outer membrane. NCBI's taxonomy places the organism in Eukaryota, Metazoa, Cnidaria, Anthozoa, Scleractinia, Pocilloporidae. Gene Ontology annotation, molecular function: ATP hydrolysis activity; ATP binding. The record is from RefSeq and is a predicted model, not a curated record. Gene Ontology annotation, biological process: extraction of mislocalized protein from mitochondrial outer membrane.
GAUUUUUCAAAGAUUUAUUCAAGGAACCCGGCGGUAGAUAUACUUUUGUUUUGAAGUGAUGAAAUGUGUGCUCGAAUUAGUGUAAAAUUUGUGACCGUAGCGUUUGAUUCGGAAUUUGUCUUUCAUUUAUUGAUGGCAAGAUUUCAUGUCGAUUGUAUUAUAUUGGGAAUAAUUUCUAGCGAAUUCAUGCACGUGGGUUAGAUUUCUAGCUUCUGGGAAACAGCGAUCAGUUAAGUUUAGAAAAUAACUUUACAACCACGUGUACUUUAAGGCCGGUCCUGAUGAGCUCAGGCUUGUAAUCUGCGGUGUGCACUAUCAUAAAGCACCAUUUCCGCUCGCAGCAGAAUGCUAACUCACAUGACUCAACUCUCAUAGACUUCAUGGCCUUGGGUGGCUUGGUUAAGGCGCAAAAGCUCUUAAAGAAAAUUGGUAUUGAAGGGGUAAAGUUAAGUGAAUAUGAACUCACAGUAGCAGCAGAUAUUGUGGAUCCUUUAAUUCUACCAAUCACAUGGAAGGACAUUGGAGGUCUUCAAGAAACAAUUGAGGAAAUCAAGGAAUCAGUUAUUUUCCCAAUACAACAAAGGGAUAUUUUCAAAAAUUCUUCUCUUCUUAGUGCUCCUAAAGGUGUUUUAUUACAUGGUCCUCCAGGAUGUGGAAAAACAAUGAUAGCCAAGGCAACUGCAAAAGAAGCAGGUUGUCGAUUUAUCAACCUUCAAGUGUCCUCUUUGACUGACAAAUGGUAUGGAGAAUCACAGAAACUCGCUGCCGCUGUCUUUUCACUGGCUGUCAAACUACAACCUUGUAUUAUAUUUAUUGAUGAGAUAGACUCCUUUCUUAGGAUGCGUGACAAGAGUGAUCACGAGGCCACAGCAAUGAUGAAGGCACAGUUUAUGAGCCUGUGGGAUGGACUGAUGACUGAUUCAACCUCUCAAGUUAUCGUCAUGGGUGCAACUAACAGACCUCAAGAUGUUGAUAAAGCCAUUUUGAGAAGGAUGCCGUGUUCUUUUCGUGUUGGAUUGCCAGAUGCAGAACAGAGGAAAGAUAUAUUAAAGAUUAUUCUCAAGAAAGAAAAGCUUAAGGAUGAUGUGGAUUAUGACGAAUUAGCCUUACUAACGGAAGGAUACUCUGGAAGUGGCUUGAAAGAAAUAUGCCGAGUUGCCGCUAUGUCUUGUGUAAGAGAUUAUGUGAAACAAAAGAACGACCCCCAAUCGUCGGACAGCGUACGGAAUGAAAAUGGCCAACCACAUCUUCGGCCAAUCAAAAUGGGUGAUCUUUUAGUUGCCAUUGAAAAAUGCAAACCAAGUGCAACUUUGCAGAGCUGACCACAGCUUCCUUCCUCAUUUAGCUGUUAGGAAAAAAAUGGCCACAUUGAAGAAAAAGCCGGUCGUGGGGCACAGAAAAGAGGACUGUGCAAGUCUUAGCAGAGAAAAUAAUAUUUUGUUGAGGAAUAUUGUCAAUUCCGAAUUUGGAAAGGAUGCAACAAGUAUCUUGAACUUACGCUGUCUAUACAGCAUAGAUCUCUUUUUUUUUUUUUUUUUUGCUCAACCAAAGCCAGGCAUGUUAAGGAGUUUGUAAAGUUUGAGUUGAAGAAUUUUGUCGAUUCCUUAUGCGAAAAGUGUAUAAAAUCUAUUCUGAACUUUCGCUGUCUGUGUAACAAAGAUCUCGGGUUUUUUUUAUAACAAAAGUCGGUCCAGGGGUUCCAACGAAUUUUGCAAGUUGCAGUUGUAGAAUUUUUAUGCGAAAAGCAUCCACAAACUAUUCUGACCUUUCGCUGUCUACCUGCAAACUUAUCGUUGUUGUUGGUGUUUUUCUAUUUGUUUGUUGUUUUUUUUAAAUGAGAACUAUAAGCUCCGUCCUGUUCGUCCGUGAUUAAUUUUGUUCGGGCAUUUCCAAGGAGGCCUGAGUUUCGAAUCCCCUUCAAUGCUUUAAAGUGCAAACGUUAGGUUAAGUUUACCACAUGUAAACCGCAAGAACUAACUGAAAGGCCUGUAAGAACUCCGUGUGGGCGGAAGAACAUUGCUCAUGUGCAUUGUUACACGUGCCUUUCACGCACUUUCGAAAUUUUUGUGAAAUAAAUGUGUUGAAUCGCACGAAGAUUAGAUUUGUCCUUUAAAUGUGCUUAGAUGAUAA